This is a messenger RNA of Triticum aestivum (bread wheat), 1930 nucleotides long. RefSeq names its product ATP sulfurylase 4, chloroplastic. Gene Ontology annotation, molecular function: sulfate adenylyltransferase (ATP) activity; adenylylsulfate kinase activity. Lineage: Eukaryota; Viridiplantae; Streptophyta; Magnoliopsida; Poales; Poaceae. Bases 125 to 1540 code for a protein of 471 amino acids. Gene Ontology annotation, biological process: sulfate assimilation. The record is from RefSeq and is a predicted model, not a curated record. The transcript has 5 exons.
UCAGGCCGCCCCGCCAGCCACAAGGCAAGCGCGAGACGAAAACACAAACGCCCCGACACGAUAUAAGUAGUGGGGCGGAGGUGGAAUCCGAGAGAGACCAAAUCGUCGACAAGAAGCAGCAGCCAUGGCGACGCAGGCCGCCUUCGCAGUGAGAUUCCCGCAGCUGGCGCGGCCGGGCAGGGGCCAGGGCCAGGGACAGCCGGCGGCGCGGGUCGCGGUGAGGGGCGGCAGGGCCCCGGCGGCGGCGGCGCGAGGGGUGCGGUGCCGGGCCGGCGGCCUGAUCGAGCCCGACGGGGGCAGGCUGGUGGAGCUGGUGGCGCCCGAGAAGGGCGGCCGGCGGGCGGCGCUGCGGCGGGAGGCGGCGGCGCUGCCGCACCGGCUGCGCCUGGGCCGCGUGGACACCGAGUGGCUGCACGUGCUCAGCGAGGGCUGGGCCAGCCCGCUGCGCGGCUUCAUGCGCGAGACCGAGUUCCUCCAAGCACUUCAUUUCAACGCCGUCCGCGGCGGCGAUGGCAGCCUCGUCAACAUGUCCGUGCCCAUCGUCCUCGCCCUCGACGACGCCCAGCGCCGCGCCAUCCAGGCCGACGGCGCCACCGCCGUCGCGCUCGUCGACGCCCACGACCGCCCCGUCGCCGUGCUCAGCGAUAUUGAGAUCUACAAGCAUAACAAGGAAGAAAGAAUUGCACGGACUUGGGGAACAACUGCACGUGGACUGCCGUACGUAGAGGAGGCGAUUACAAAUGCUGGUGAUUGGUUGAUUGGUGGAGACCUGGAGGUUAUAGAACCAAUCAAGUAUAAUGAUGGUCUGGAUCAGUAUCGUUUGUCUCCAGCACAGCUGCGUGAAGAAUUUGCCAGGCGCAAUGCAGAUGCAGUAUUUGCUUUUCAACUUCGUAACCCUGUGCACAAUGGGCAUGCACUGCUCAUGACUGAUACACGGAGGCGCCUUCUUGAGAUGGGCUACAAAAACCCUGUUCUUCUUCUCCAUCCACUGGGAGGAUUCACAAAAGCAGAUGACGUGCCUCUUAGUGUGAGAAUGAAGCAGCAUGAGAAGGUUCUUGAGGAAGGUGUCCUAAACCCAGAAUCAACUGUGGUUGCAAUCUUCCCCUCUCCAAUGCACUAUGCUGGGCCAACUGAGGUCCAGUGGCAUGCUAAGGCUCGUAUAAAUGCUGGUGCAAACUUCUAUAUUGUGGGAAGAGACCCUGCUGGUAUGGGCCACCCGACCGAAAAGAGGGACCUUUAUGAUGCUGAUCACGGGAAAAAAGUACUGAGCAUGGCUCCUGGGCUUGAGAGGCUCAAUAUCCUUCCUUUCAAGGUGGCUGCAUACGACACAAAGCAUAACAAGAUGAAUUUCUUCGACCCAUCAAGGAAAGAGGACUUCCUGUUCAUCUCUGGCACAAAGAUGCGUAGCCUUGCCAAGAACCGUGAGAGCCCACCAGAUGGUUUUAUGUGCCCGGGUGGCUGGAAGGUCCUCGUCGAGUACUACGACAGCUUGGCACCACCAGAAGGCAGCAGCAAACUGCGAGAGGCGGUUGCGGCGUAGAAGCCGUGGCGUUCUAUCUCGUAUCAUGAACCAAUGAUAUAUGAUUGUAUAUUGGUGGUAAGACUUGACAUUUGGGCAUGAUCCCCAACACUCCCUGUGUGGUUUGUGUACUGCAUAAUAGUACUCCCUCCGUCCGGAAAUACUUGUCAUCAAGAUGAAUAAAAAGGGAUGUAUCUAGAUGUAUUUUAGUUCUAGAUACACCUCUUUUUAUCCAUUUUGAUGACAAGUAUUUCCGGACGGAGGGAGUAUCUGCUAGCAGUGUUGCCCCCUGGAGCCCAUCAUGUGUUUGUGGUGCCAAUAAGGAUGGGUUUUGUAUCCUCUUGCCAGAUUUGUACAUAACUAAAUAUACAAUAUUGUGGUAAUUUAUCUAGUGCUUGAUGUGUUUGCUAA